AUGCCGACAAUGGAGCGGAGAUGGGAUGAGUUCAACAAGGCUGUUGAUUCAUCGAAGCAGGACAAAUGCAACAUCGUGAUCGUUGCAAGCCAUAGUAGUGUCAGUCAGUUAGCACAUCGGAAUUUAUGGAUCACAAAGUCUAAGACUGAAUUGGUGUCGACUCUCCGCCCCCCUAAGACGAAUUCAUUGGGUUACGAGCUGAUAUGGUCAAGGAGUUUCUGCAGUGUCAUCGUCGACGAAGCACACAACUUCCGGACACCAAAUGCUGCCUACCACGGCAUGAAUAGAAUUAUGGAAAAUACCUGUGUGCGCCUAAUUGUGUCGGCAACUCCACUGUACCAGUCACCUCGUGACCUAUGCAACCUCGCAAGACUUAUUCGUUUGAAGGCAUUCAUAGGUAAGGCAGCCGAAUCGCUCGAGAAGGAGAAAGUCAGAGAGCUGUCAAAGAUGCGGAGGGAUGUUGCCAAGGGCAACAAUGGCGAUGAUGAUGCUCUCGCUGUGUUCAACACGAAUGCCUUGAAGGGCGUUGAUGGUAGAAAUCCAUACAAAGGGGUGUACGAUGCUAACAAUGACUGGGUCAUUGACAUUCAGGCUCGCUAUGAAGGACGUAUCAUUCGACGGGCAGUAACGUCGAUCAAGUACACUGACCCCCCAGCUGACAAGCCUAUCAUGCUCUUGAAUGAACUCCCGCCAUAUGAAAAGAUCGAAGUGAUGGUAAGCAUGGCAGAUGCUGAGAAACGGGAGAUGGACAACCAGAUGUCAAAGUGGAGCAGCGAUGGAUCUGAUGCAGACUCUUCUAGUUCAAAGACACAUGGAGCUGUUGAUGUCAUGGAUGCCGGGGCAUUUUUGCUCAAUUACCGGCUUGUGGUAGCAUAUCCACAAUCUCAACGCGAUCCUGACUAUCUGUCGAAAUCUGGCAAGAAAAAGUUUCCACCAUUCGAAAGUCUUGAAGAGUGGGAAAAGUAUCCAGGAGCAAAGCUCGAGGCGACGUUGAGAUUGUGCAGGCACUAUUUGUCUGAUGACAAUGUGUCUCCACCAUAUAUCGAAGACGGUCACCUCGUUUUCCCUGAUCCUCCUGCAAUGGUGACCGGCGAUAAGAAGAAGAGGAUUCAGCAGAUAAAGAUCCUUAUCUUUCAUGAGUUCCCUAUGAUGGAUGAACUCAUCAUGUCGGCCUUCAUUAUGAAUGGCAUUAAAAUCUUGUCGCUGAAUGGCUCCAUGAGGCUCAUGGCAUGUCAACAGGUGGUUGAGAAAUUCCUUCAUCCCGAUUCAGAUGUUCGUGUGCUUCUCCUCAGCCAGGUAGGUAGCUCUGGGCUUAACCUGAUGAGAGCUUCUGUCGUCAUCCUCUUUGAUAUUGGUUGGACUGCCAUUCAAGAAGAACAGAUGAUCGGUCGUGCCCAUUGUCAUGGGCAAAAGGAAACCGUUUACAUCUUUCGCCUUAUCGCGACAGACACUAUUGACGUCUUGAUGGCUCAACACUCUGGUUCAAAAGCCCAGCAGCUUCAGCAUUUCUUCAAGAAGCCUGAUUUUAAUGUCCGUCGAAACAGGAAGGCAUUCCGGCUGCUGUACAAUUGUGAUGUACCAGCAGAUGCUCCUGCUGCAGCUGAUGGAGAAAGCGAUAACGAUGAUGACGAGAGCACCCAGGAAAGUGCCGUUGAACAGCCUCCUGCAAAAAAACGCAAGACAAAUAGCAAGAAAACGGCGAAAACAAAGGAAGUAGAUGUCAUCGAUGAAUCCCGCCGUCGUUGUAAAGUGCCAAAGAAGGUGCCAGAGGAUGGAAACAGGGAGGGAGCUCCUGCUACCAAGGUACAGAUGACGAUGCAGAGAGGAUCCAUAGAUGAGGCUGGACCGUCGAAGGCUGGACCGUCGAAUACCCAGUCAAAGCCCAAGCCCAAGCCCAAGCCCAAGCCUAUCACAAAGCCAGCACCGAGCGCACCACAGAAUCCCAUCGAGGAGGGUAAUGCACAACCUGCUCAAUGUGAAUCUCAGCCCUCGGCCCCCUCCACUCCAUCAUCCCCUCUUCCUCAUCCUGUCAUCCCUUUCUCCACCCCUGCAGUUAUACCACCACCAGGGCGUGGAAUGACUGCCAUCACUGCCCCCUCCAGCGAUAUUAUCUCGACACCAGAUGCUAAUGAACCAAUUAGCAAUGACGAGAUAGAAAGCUAUGGGGGCACUGCUAGCGGUGGUGCUUCACAACCUCUCGACGAUCUCCUUGACUUCGAUGAUCUAACUCCUCUGUCUUCCAAUGCCCCCUCAUCUCCAUCGACACCAACCCCAUUGCCUGGCAGGAAGAAGUCCAUUUCAACUGCACCAACAG
Guyanagaster necrorhizus is the source of this 2314-nucleotide messenger RNA. RefSeq lists its product as uncharacterized. Lineage: Eukaryota; Fungi; Basidiomycota; Agaricomycetes; Agaricales; Physalacriaceae. The transcript is spliced from 8 exons. The record is from RefSeq and is a predicted model, not a curated record. Gene Ontology annotation, molecular function: ATP binding. The annotation marks the transcript as partial.